AUGCCUUGUUACGCCGAUAUGAUUAUUAAAAUUAAUCAAGUUCGUCAAUCUGAUAAGGAUGGGUCUAGUUUAACUGUUGUGUGGGCGGUGGGUACUUAUCCUGUUGGAAUUGACGAUUGCGAAAUGGAGUUGGUAUUAUUUGUCCCAAUGAGUCAUUACGAUAGAGAUCCCAAUAUUCAAUCCGUUUUUAGAAAAGAUGAAUAUUACAGUGUAGGUGGAAAG
Messenger RNA from Diversispora eburnea, 222 nucleotides. NCBI's taxonomy places the organism in Eukaryota, Fungi, Glomeromycota, Glomeromycetes, Diversisporales, Diversisporaceae. The record is from the annotation of a GenBank genome assembly.